AUGGAUAAGGAUGGCAAAGAGACUUGUUCAUCUUUACAACUGGAACACCAGUCUUCCCAAAAAAAGGCCGGAAUUAUUCUGUCAUUCUUGCGCACUUCUGUAGAUCAAAAUACUGCACCCACUGAAAUUAAAGGAAACGGCGACUGCAAACCCACUACAAUUACACAGCAAGAUGCACCAGAACUUCCUCACAAUCUCAAAAUUGUUGACAAGAGCUAUGAGGAAGAAACAUCAAUGACACAGAUACACACUCUGGUUACCUGCAGCUCACUGGAUUUUUCACAAGCAUUUCCAAAGGAAGAUGGCACAGAGAACAAUGAACUGGAACUUUGCAGGAUCUGUGACUGUGAAGGUGAUGAUGACAACCCUCUCUUAACUCCGUGUCGCUGCACUGGAACUGUGCGAUUUGUCCACCAGUUGUGCCUGCAAAAGUGGAUCAAAACCUCAAACAUCCGCUGCUGUGAACUCUGCAAAUACACCUUCAUAAUGGAGACAAAGGUCAAACCUCUGUACAAGUGGGAGAAAUUUAAUAUAACAAGAAACGAAUGGAAAAAAAUCAUCAAGACUAUUGCUGUUUACAUUGUUGCUUUAACCUGUGUCACCUGGUCCCUUCAAAUAUUAAUAGAUCGGACAACUGAUAUGAUCUACGUGUCAAAUGGAAUCUUCAGUUGGACUUUAUGGAUGAAGAUUGUCAUUGCUCCUCCCUCACUUAUCUUAAGUAUCGUCAUCUUGUAUGCCGAGCGUAAAUUUUAUAUUAAUCUGUGGAAACGGCUUAAGGCACAUAAUAGUAUGAUCCUCGUUCAGAACUGCCCAGAAACUAAAACUGAGGUUGAAGAACAGCAAUCUUCCUGUAACCACUGCGAUAGUUCAGAGGUGCCAACACUGAUACUGAACAAAUCCACAAAUUUUAUGAAGGGUGAAGACAUGGUGCCCGAGGUGACUCUGGUGUAA
Molecule: messenger RNA, 951 nt
Organism: Erpetoichthys calabaricus (reedfish)
Lineage: Eukaryota; Metazoa; Chordata; Cladistia; Polypteriformes; Polypteridae
Product: E3 ubiquitin-protein ligase MARCHF8-like
Exons: 4
Coding region: 1-951 (316 amino acids)
Biological process (GO): antigen processing and presentation of peptide antigen via MHC class II; protein polyubiquitination; immune response
Cellular component (GO): late endosome membrane; cytoplasm; lysosome
Molecular function (GO): MHC protein binding; zinc ion binding; ubiquitin protein ligase activity
Source: RefSeq, a predicted model, not a curated record